Messenger RNA from Terrapene triunguis (Three-toed box turtle), 1275 nucleotides. RefSeq names its product Ras association domain family member 1 (gene RASSF1). The record is from RefSeq and is a predicted model, not a curated record. The coding region runs from base 35 to 1147 and encodes 370 amino acids. NCBI's taxonomy places the organism in Eukaryota, Metazoa, Chordata, Testudines, Emydidae. The transcript has 6 exons. Gene Ontology annotation, biological process: Ras protein signal transduction. Gene Ontology annotation, cellular component: nucleus; microtubule cytoskeleton.
GAGGGGCUCUGCCCUGGGCUCCCCCGCCGGGGCCAUGGCCACAGCCCAGGAGAUGAUCGAGCUGAAGAACCUAGAGCUGGAGAAGCGGAUCGACCUGACUCGCGAGCCCCGGGGCACCCCGGAGCGCCCCGUGCGCCUGGAGCGCACCAACGCCCUACGCAUCACGCCCGGCAAGGUGCCCGAGCUCCUGAGCCGCGUGCGGCAGAUCCGCCUGCUGGGCGGGCAGAGCGACCCCCGGCUGACGGGCCAGCUGGGCGAGGGCCACGCCUUCCGGCCCUGCACCCGCGGCCAGCAGACCUGGUGUGACUUGUGUGGAGAUUUCGUCUGGGGAGGCCCCCGGAAGAGCCUGCAGUGCGCCCACUGCAAGUUCACCUGCCACUAUCGGUGCCGUGCCCUGAUCCGGCUGGACUGCAGCGGCCCCCGGUACCAGGACAGCGAUCCGGCCGAGGCCAACGAACAGACAGUGGAGAAAGACACCAACGUGGAUGAGCAGAUUGACUGGGAGAAGCCGGUUCUGACCCAAGCCGAGAUCGAGCAGAAGAUAAAGGAAUACAACAGCCAGAUCAACAGCAACCUCUUCAUGAGCUUGAACAAAGAUGGCUCCUACACUGGCUUCAUCAAGGUACAGCUGAAGCUGAUUCGGCCGGUUUCGGUGCCAGCCAGCAAGAAGGCGCCCUCCAUUCAGGACGUCAAUAAGGCACCGCGCUCCCAGGUGGUGACGCGCCGCACGUCCUUCUACCUGCCCAAGGACACGGUCAAGCACCUGCACAUCAUCUCCCGCACCCGCGCCAGCGAGGUCAUCGAGGCCCUGCUCAAGAAGUUUAUGGUGGUUGACAACCCCCGCAAGUUCGCUCUCUUCGAGCGAGCUGAGAAGGACGACCAAGUGUACCUGCGGAAGCUCUCAGACGAGGAGCAGCCCCUGCAUCUCCGGCUGCUGGCUGGCCCCAACGAGAAGGUCCUCAGCUUUGUUCUGAAGGAGAACGAAACUGGAGAGGUCAAUUGGGACGCCUUCAGCAUGCCCGAGCUGCACAACUUUCUGCGCAUCCUGCAGCGCGAGGAGGAGGAGCACGUCCGGCAGAUCCUGCACAAGUACGCCCGCUGCCGCCAGAAGAUGCAGGAGGCACUGACUACCCGCACCCCGGGCUGAGCCACCCCGUCCCGGACCUGACACUCCAACUGACACCAGGUGGCUAGGAGAAGAGGCGGCGAAGCCAGGCGGACAUGGACGGAUCCGCUCCGGGACUAUGCUUGUGGGUCGGGAGCUCCCCUGCAUGG